This is a messenger RNA of Paramecium tetraurelia, 696 nucleotides long. RefSeq lists its product as uncharacterized. The record is from RefSeq and is a predicted model, not a curated record. NCBI's taxonomy places the organism in Eukaryota, Ciliophora, Oligohymenophorea, Peniculida, Parameciidae. The transcript is spliced from 2 exons.
AUGGGUUGUCAAUGUUGUAAAGACGAAGAGAGUGUUAAAGAUAGAAAAUAGAGUGAGUUACCAGAUAAUUGGAAUCCUAACAGAGUCGACAUUAUUAAUAGCAAAACCAAAAUCAAAGUUGUCUAUGUCCCUGGUGAUUCCUCUAAAAUUGAUAGCUCUGUCUUUGCUGUUAGCACAAAAGGACUUUCCCCCUUAUUUUCAAAUUAGUUGAUUAACGCUGCAUAAGAAAGUUUAUAAGAUAAUCAGGGCUCAUUUGAAUAUGGAAAUUGUUAUCAAAUAAACAAUAAAGAAAAAAAGAUAUUUCUAGUGUGUAUUCCAAUGUGGAGAGGUGGUUAAUUCAAUGAAAACAAGCUUGUUGAGAUGGCCUUUAACUAAUUGGCAAAAUAAGUUAAAGAGUCAUCCUUGCAAUAAAUCGUUAUUAAUGAAGUAGGUGUUAGAUAUUUUGGGUAUCCAAGAUAGGUAAUUAUAUCAAGUUUGAUGCAUUCAUUUAAACAGUUUAUACUAGCGGAGACAUAUUUAGAAUAAAUCAUAUACACUUCAAAUGACAGAGCAACCAUAGCCUUGAUAGAAACCUAACUUAAGUCUGCUCAUCCUGAGUUGUUUUAAGAUGAGGGAAAACCAGAUAUUAAAAAAAUAGGUAAAAAGAAUGACAAUGAUGUCACCUCAGAUUUAGAAUAACCCUUAUUAGCAGAAUGA